Molecule: messenger RNA, 775 nt
Organism: Zeugodacus cucurbitae (melon fly)
Lineage: Eukaryota; Metazoa; Arthropoda; Insecta; Diptera; Tephritidae
Exons: 2
Coding region: 149-601 (150 amino acids)
Biological process (GO): apoptotic process; positive regulation of apoptotic process; apoptotic signaling pathway
Cellular component (GO): Ino80 complex
Molecular function (GO): DNA binding
Source: RefSeq, a predicted model, not a curated record
ACCAUUUGAAGAAGAAGCAGUGAAGUUUAGUGUAUUGUUUACAUUUAUAAAAUAUCAAAAAAAAAUAACGCGAGUUCAAUAAGUUGGAAUGAAAUAAUAGUUUCAACAUAAUUAUUGGCAUGCAAUAAGUAUAAAAUACAAUACAAAUAUGCUACUUGAUGAGAAGGUACAAAAGUACAAACUACUUGCUGAGAAAAUCUAUGAACGUUGCCAGGAACUGCAAAUAGAGAAUGAACGUUCUGUGCUGCGCAUAAACACAGUUAAAAAGCUUUUGCGUAGACGUACACGCGAUGUGGAGCUAUUGAAGCGUCGACUUGAUAAACAUAAUGAUAUUUGGCGACAAUUGCCGAUGGUGGCACCGCAUCCAAAACGUAAAAUUGAACAGAAACGUGGACCCAAGCCCAAGCCAAAGAAUCCCACCGAAGAACCAACAGAGGGAAAAGUCAAGAAGGUGCGCAAACAACGCAUGAAAAAGAACCCAGCAUCACAACCCAACAAUAUUGAGGGAAGUACUAUACAACAAUUACCACAUUUCAAUGAACAACAGCAGCAACAAUUAUUGCUGCAACAACAAUUUGUACAAUACAAACAAGAUAUUUGAAUAGAGAUUCAUGUAUUUAAUAGCAUAUAAAUUAUGAUUUUUCCGAACGUUCGUGUGUAACAUGCAUAUAUCCAUUGACAAAAGCACAUAACAGUUACAUGUGCCCUUUUUAGAGCUGGUGAUAAUACAAUUAGCAAUUUUAAAUCAUUUAAAAAUGUUCGCUUUUUAUUAAUA